Malania oleifera is the source of this 2017-nucleotide messenger RNA. RefSeq lists its product as uncharacterized. The coding region runs from base 319 to 1746 and encodes 475 amino acids. Gene Ontology annotation, molecular function: signal sequence receptor activity; transmembrane protein transporter activity; ribosome binding. The record is from RefSeq and is a predicted model, not a curated record. The transcript is spliced from 8 exons. Gene Ontology annotation, cellular component: membrane; Sec61 translocon complex. Gene Ontology annotation, biological process: post-translational protein targeting to membrane, translocation; SRP-dependent cotranslational protein targeting to membrane, translocation. Lineage: Eukaryota; Viridiplantae; Streptophyta; Magnoliopsida; Santalales; Ximeniaceae.
GGAAAAAAACUCCAUUGGAUAAGACACGAAUUUGAGAAGUAUCACAGUUCUACACAAAUAGUCAAAUACGAACACCGCGUAACCCGCUGGGUUCGCCGGCAGCCAUCUCUUAUAUAUAGCUGAAGUUUGACCUGUUUUACUCUGCUCUUCUCCGGCGCGCCUGCGACUCCCUCUCGCUCCCUCUCUGUGUGUAUCUCUGCAGAAUACGAGUCCAUACCUCUAAUCGUUGUUUUCUAUUCUAUAUCUUUACGGAAUUGCUGUUGGUAGUUGCAAAGCCUGUAAUCGGUUGGUGCAAUUUAAUUAACAUAAUCAGUCAGAAUGGGAGGAGGAUUUAGAGCAUUGCAUCUGGUGCGACCAUUUCUUUCUUUUCUGCCAGAAGUUCAGAGUGCUGACAGGAAGGUUCCCUUCAGGGAGAAAGUCAUAUACACUGUCAUAUCUCUUUUCAUAUUUUUAGUAUGCAGUCAGCUCCCUCUUUAUGGAAUACACACUACAACGGGUGCGGAUCCUUUAUAUUGGAUGCGUGCUAUUCUUGCAUCAAGCAGAGGGACAGUUAUGGAGCUUGGAAUUACACCAAUAGUGACUUCUGGACUGGUGAUGCAACUGUUAGCUGGGUCAAAGAUAAUUGAGGUAGACAACAGUGUGCGUGAAGAUCGUGCCCUUCUAAAUGGUGCACAGAAGUUGCUGGGAAUCUUGAUUGCUGUUGGUGAGGCUGUUGCAUAUGUUUUAUCUGGGAUGUAUGGCAGUGUGAGCCAACUUGGUGUUGGAAAUGCUAUUCUCAUAAUUAUUCAACUUUGUUUUGCUGGUAUUAUUGUUAUAUGCUUGGACGAGCUUCUCCAAAAGGGAUAUGGUUUAGGCUCUGGGAUUUCCUUAUUCAUAGCUACCAAUAUCUGUGAAAAUAUCAUAUGGAAAGCAUUCAGCCCUACUACUAUCAAUAGUGGGCGCGGUGCUGAAUUUGAAGGUGCUGGUGUUGCUUUGUUCCAUUUGUUGAUAACUAGAUCAAACAAGGUUCUAGCACUCAAAGAGGCCUUCUACCGCCAAAACCUCCCGAACAUGACAAAUUUGCUUGCAACAGUUUUGAUCUUCCUAAUUGUCAUUUACUUCCAAGGUUUUCGUGUGGUUUUGCCCGUAAGAUCAAAAAAUGCUCGUGGACAACAAGGCUCAUAUCCAAUUAAGCUAUUCUACACUUCCAAUAUGCCUAUCAUUCUUCAAUCUGCACUUGUAUCCAAUCUUUAUUUUAUCUCUCAGUUGCUGUAUAGGAGGUACAGUGGAAAUUUCUUGGUAAAUCUGUUGGGGAAGUGGAAGGAUUCUGAAUAUAGUGGGCACUCUAUCCCAGUUGGUGGACUUGCUUACUAUGUCACUGCACCAGCAAGUUUGGCAGAUAUGGCAGCCAAUCCCUUCCAUGCUUUUUUCUAUCUUGUGUUUAUGUUGUCUGCUUGUGCCUUGUUUUCAAAAACAUGGAUUGAAAUUUCUGGAUCUUCGGCUAGAGAUGUCGCCAAGCAGCUCAAGGAGCAACAAAUGGUGAUGCCUGGACAUCGAGAUUCAAAUUUGCAGAAGGAAUUGAAUCGCUAUAUACCGACUGCAGCUGCCUUUGGGGGAAUGUGCAUUGGUGCUUUAACCGUAUUGGCAGAUUUCAUGGGAGCGAUUGGAUCGGGAACUGGGAUUUUGCUUGCAGUCACAAUCAUAUAUCAGUACUUUGAGACGUUUGAGAAGGAGAGAGCCACUGAACUUGGCUUCUUUGGAUUUUGAUUUUUGAUCCCUUCAUUAUAAAGUGUCUUGUACUAUUAUCAUUAGUAUUUUUUUCUUUCAGGAAUUUUAGUACGUAGGUAAACAGGGCACGUUCAGCAAAACCAAGGUGCUAGACGUUAGGUUGUCAUUAAAGAUUCCUCAAAUACUCUUUUGCAGCUUUAGGUUACGCAAGGAUUCUUAAGUUGUUAUUACGUGAUUACAACAGAGGCCUUAUAAAAAUGAAUUGCACCCUCUUCCUACUUAUAAUGUAUCAUUUCAGAGAUUGACUGAA